AUGCAAGGCUACAGGAGACGGCUGGGUCCUUACCAAGUCCUUCGUUGCUUUUUUCGAUGGCGGAUCUGGGUUGGUAUGCUUGUCGAGAGCGUCGUGUUGGCAGCAAAUGAUUAUGGCGCAGUUGAGGUGUGCUUAUGUGCAGCGUGUGCAGGAUUCAUGCUGUUAUCUUGGGGAUUCAUCAUGUUCCACGAUGCUUCACACUUUGCCGUAACAGGCCCAGCGUUUGAUUCGAUCCUAUCAAACAUUUGGAACGCAUGCGCCUUCUGGGACCAUAUAGAGUGGCGUGUGCAUCAUGUAAUAUUUCACCACAGCUUCACAGGAUACCCUGCACUGGAUCCAGAUAUGCACCAUGGUAGCCCCGUAAUGCGCACACAUGAGGCCCUCCCAAAGUAUGGAGCUGGCAGCGCCUACAUGUUGCUGGGGCCUCCGUUCUGGCAGUUCUUCGGGAUGCUUCUUGUUCCAGGCAUGUAUUUUGGACAGAUCAUCCAGUACAAUUGGAUGAAGGCGCUGCCUCAAUCCAGUCGUCAGCUCUGGACUUUAGACAUGAGCAAGAUCGAGUUCGACAACACUUGGUCCUUCGUAUCGUUAUGGGUGGUGUUGUGGUUCUCCGCGCUUGCCAUCAAAGGAUCGUUAUUCGUGGCAGUGGCAGCUGUUAGUGCUUAUUUCCUCGCAGCAAACGUCACUUACAGCAUUAACAUCUUCGCGGAUCAUGAUGCGCACAUUACGGAUGAGGCAUCAACGGCACAUGCCAAGCAUUGCGAUUUGAAGAAGAAAAAACCAGAUUGGGGUGAGACUCAAGUUGUUGGCUCAGCUAAUUGGGGCGGCCCGAUGUGGUCUUUUGUGUUCGGUGGCAUCAACAUGCAGAUCGAGCAUCAUCUGUUCCCCAGAAUCAGCCACAAGCACUUUCACACCAUUGCGCCAAUCGUACGUGCAACGUGUCAGGAGUUCAAUGUCGAGUACAACCACUUUCCCACCUGGUGGGCAGCAGUUUCAUCUGUAUGGAAACAGGUUUGCAGCGUUCACAGCGCAUGCGCUAGGGCAGAUGCGGACGCUGCCGUCAAAGACGCGGCCCGCGUGUCCAAGUAG
Molecule: messenger RNA, 1086 nt
Organism: Prorocentrum cordatum
Lineage: Eukaryota; Dinophyceae; Prorocentrales; Prorocentraceae
Source: the annotation of a GenBank genome assembly